AUGGAAUGGGAGCAACAAGAAGGUGAAGAAACUUUAAUUUAUGAUGGCGGAAACAAAGCAAAAUUGUUUGUUGUCGAUUAUGGGGAACAUAUGUUUGUGGAGGGAGAAUGGCGUUUUCGUUUAGCUUUAAAAGCAGUUCGUGAUCAAAUAAAUAAAAUUUGUUGUAUGGGGGAUUUAAGCGAAUUAUGUUCAGUUAUUUUUGUGAAUACAAGCAAUUCGAACAAUACACACAAAAUUGACUGUAUUUUUACCGAUAAAGAAUUGGGGGUAACUGAUGCUGAAUAUGUUAAAAAACUUGAUGAGAUUAUUAAAUGUAAUAAUUUAAAAGAAUUUCUUUUACCAAAAUUGGGUGAUUCUGGUAUGAGUAAUUGGGCAGAACUUUUCUUUUUGUGUCAAAGUAUGCUUACACAUUCUGGUAAAAUUUUGCGAAAGAAAGUAAUUACAAUAGUUACUACAGACAAGGAACAAAUUGAUGAAGAAAUUCAACAAAGUUGUAAAAAACGAAUUUGUUUGGAUAUAAAAUUUAUUGGGACAGAAAUUAAAGUUUUGUUAAUUGAAAAUAAAAUUGAAGAAAAUGAAGCUACACAAUUUUGGAAACAAUUAGAUCCAACAUUUUCUCGUUUUUCAAGUUUUGAAGAAAUUAGUAAACAUUUUUUCUUUUUCAAAAAUUAUUCAUUACGUUCAACUACUUCACUACCUUUUGAUCUUGGGGAUGGUUUAAAAUUAGCUGUUGGAUUAUAUCAUUUAAUCAAGCCCCAAGGAAAACCUGCAGCAAUUCUUAUGGAUUCUGAAACAAAUGAAAGAGUAGAAUGCAGAACCCAUUAUUUACCAAAAGAGGAUUUAGAAGGAAAUUCAACAAUGAACGGGGAAGAAGAAAAUAAUGGAGAAAUACAAGAAUAUUUAAAUAAUGAAAAUUUUGAAGGAGAAAUUAAUUUUUCUAAAAAUGUUGGGGGUGUUAAUGUUGUUUUGGAUAGAGAAGAAUUGGAAAAAUUGAGACGUUUUGACCGGCCUGGGAUAACAGUUAUUGGAUUUAAACCUUUACAUUUAUUAAAGCCUUCACAUAGAAUGAGCCCAGCAAAGUUUAUUUACCCUCUCGAUGAUUUAGUUUCUGGAAGUUCUGUUCUCUACAGAGUAUUAUUAAAACAAUGUUUGGAAAGAAAUCUUUUUAUACUAGUUAGAUAUACACAAAAGCCAAAUACAACACCUCAAAUUUGUGCUUUAGUUCCUCAAUCAAUGGGAGAGGGAAAUGAAGGAAAUAAUUCUCUUAGCGAACAUUUAUAUGAAGGAUUUCAUUUACUCGAAUUACCGUUCACUGAAGAAGCUAGAGAUUUGAGAGCUUUUGAUCGUUACAAACCUCCACCAAUUCCAGCUAGUGUUAUCUGUUCUUCUGAAAAUAUUAAAGAACAACAAAUUUUGGCGGCAGAAGAAUUUGUUGAUAAAUUAACGACUCGUUUUGAGCCCGAUCAAUUUUUUAAUCCAAUGUUACAAAGGCAUUACAAAACUGUUGAAAGUGUUGCUUUGGAUUUGGAUGUCGAAAAUUUUGCUGAAGAGGCAGAGAAAUUGGACAAAAUACGUAAGUGUUUUGUUUAA
This is a messenger RNA of Meloidogyne enterolobii, 1590 nucleotides long. The record is from the annotation of a GenBank genome assembly. Lineage: Eukaryota; Metazoa; Nematoda; Chromadorea; Rhabditida; Meloidogynidae.